This is a messenger RNA of Sphaerodactylus townsendi, 1359 nucleotides long. RefSeq names its product IQ domain-containing protein H-like. The record is from RefSeq and is a predicted model, not a curated record. The transcript is spliced from 8 exons. The coding region runs from base 1 to 774 and encodes 257 amino acids. Lineage: Eukaryota; Metazoa; Chordata; Lepidosauria; Squamata; Sphaerodactylidae.
AUGCCUCUGGAUGCAGGUGAAAUGGAGGAGCAAAAACUACCAGACUGCGGCCACACAAGCGGGAAAACCCACAGCCAGUUUAAUCCAUCUGUGAAAGGCUUUGACAUUACAAGUGAAUGGUCAUUUAGAUCAGGGCUUUCCAGCAAUGAUACAAAAGAGAAAACUUUGGGGGCAGCUGCAGAAUAUGGGGUUACCCUGCUGGUGUGGGCUGUAGAUCUGGAUCUUCACUACAGCGACCAGGUGGCGUUGAUGCAGAUGUUGCUGUACGUAACCAAUGGGAAGCUGGACAACCAGUCGAGCCGCUUUGAAGUGCAGCUUCUUCCCAGGAAACCGAAAUUCUGGCAAGUCAAGAAGAAGCCGCCCCAAACGGCUUCCACAGUCAGCCGCUGCGCUGUCAUGACCAGUUCGAUGUGGCACACCAGCCUCUCCUUCAUCUACUACAGCGUUUUCUUCAAAAUGUGCAAGGCUCACGGGAUCGGCUAUGACGUCCAGCAAAAAGAAGGAACAAUUUUUACGAUUUUUGAAGAACAGAAGAGGCAUAGAUUUGGAAUGUUAACAAUUGGAGAACAUCUCCAGGGGGUCCUGAUGACCUUUGCUCACCAUCUCUUCAUCAUCUAUCAAGAAUUAUCAGCACCUAAUAUGCAUGCCGAGACCAAUUUUAAGGGAGCAGUCCAAGAUGUCGAAACUAUCUUGGGAGUUGCAGAACACAACAAGCUCCGGUUUGACGAAGAGGAGGAAGAGGAGGCCUCCCGAGCACAGGCUCCCACAAAAUAGAGAGUUAAAUAUCCACUUUUUUUCUGCAAGCCACAUCUCUUGUCCACGUGUUUAAAUCCUUCAUCAUGUUGCCAGAGCCACGCUGCAGUAAACGUUCAACAUGGAACAAAAUAGCGUUUUGGAUUUUUGGAGGAACAUCUUCGUUGAAGAUGUACAGAUGCCGCUCUGAAUCCCAGCGCCAGAGACAUUUCCUCACUGGGAAUUAUAUCAGAUACAAUUUCUCUGCUUUGGCUUGAGGGGAUAUUGAUUUAUUCUUCCAAUAAAAUGCAAAUGAGUUUAUUUUUAAAAAGCAGCUUGGCCUCGGCGGUUGUGUUGUGGAGGGGACGAAAAGGAGAACCGGCGGCUUUAAUUCUCUCGAUGGACACAAUACAGGUUUCUCAGGAGUCCAUUCAGAAGGAAAACUGAUAAACUUUUUAAAAUUCUUCACGCGGGGUAGGAUUGUCUGAGAACACAGCUAGUGGAUGAGGCUGUCCUGUGUGUGUGCCAUCAAGUCACGGCUGAUUUAUGACGAUCCCACAAGGUUUCACAUUGGGUUUAUCGUUGGUUUGCCUUUGCCUGCCUCACCUGGGCUGAGAGUUCUGAGAG